Molecule: messenger RNA, 5383 nt
Organism: Lytechinus variegatus (green sea urchin)
Lineage: Eukaryota; Metazoa; Echinodermata; Echinoidea; Temnopleuroida; Toxopneustidae
Product: arf-GAP with SH3 domain, ANK repeat and PH domain-containing protein 1-like
Exons: 24
Coding region: 42-3218 (1058 amino acids)
Biological process (GO): positive regulation of GTPase activity
Cellular component (GO): cytoplasm
Molecular function (GO): protein binding; GTPase activator activity
Source: RefSeq, a predicted model, not a curated record
UAGUAGUACCGCAGCGCUGAUCGUGGGUCGACCGGCCACGGAUGUUUAUUUUCUCGGGAAAAAUUAGAGGAAACGUUGCAAAAUAUUGGAAAAAACUGAAGGAUUUCUUCCAUCACAGUGCAAUUUCUUAUGCGGUAAUCAUGCCGGACACUAUCACUGUCGCCGAGUUCUUAGCGGAGACCACAGAUGACAUCAGUUCGCCGACGACGUCGAAUUUUGUGGCUCGGAUGGGGGCUUGCCGAAAUGUCGUUUCCGCGUUGGAGGAGACCCUUGACUCAGACAGGAGUGGGCUAAAUAAGAUGAGAAAAAGUAUAAAGGCAAUAUACAAUACAGGAAAUACAUAUGUAGGAAACCUGCUGUCUUUCUCAGAGAAUUUAGAGAAGCUAGGAUCCAAUUCCCUCACCCGGGAGGAGCCGGACCUGGGAGCUGCUUUCCUCAAGUUUUCUGUCGUCACCAAAGAGCUCGCAGCACUCCUCAAGAAUCUUGUCCAGAAUAUCAAUAAUAUCAUCAUGUUCCCAUUGGAUUCACUCUUGAAAGGAGAUUUAAAGGGGCAGAAAGGUGACCUCAAAAAACCUUUUGAGAAGGCUUGGAAAGACUAUGAAUCAAAGUACUCAAAAAUUGAAAGGGAGAAGAAACAGCAAGCUCGAGAUGCUGGUCUCAUCAGACAAGUUGUGUCUGGGCCAGAGGUUGCAGAGGAGAUGGAGAAGGAAAGGAGAAUGUUUCAGCUACAAAUGUGUGAGUACUUAUUCAAAGUUAAUGAGAUCAAGGCAAAGAAAGGAGCUGAGCUUGUACAGCAUCUAGUGGAGUACUACAGAGCAGAAAAUAACUACUUUAGAGAUGGUUUGAAGACGGUGGAGCAUUUCCAGUCAUACAUCGAUGAGCUCUCUUCACAUGUCUCUCAAAUCAAAGCACGUCAAGAUGAAGAGAGAAAAAAGCUUUUCGAGCUCAAACUCACUCUCAAGAAUAGCUUGAAUUUAGAAAAAGAGACCCCACCAGAGAAGCAAGGAUACAGCUUACAUCAGCUGGAGACCAACAAUGCUGUUGGAACAGAGAAGAGCGGUUACCUCCAUAAACGCACAGAAGGACUGCGCAAGGUGUAUCAGAAGCGAAAGUGUGAUGUCUGCGAUGGCUACCUCCAUAUAUCACAUUCCACGCCGAGCCGUGCCCCAGCGAAGCUCAACCUUCUGACCUGCCAGGUCAAACCAUCUCCAGAAGAGUCCAGCCGCAAGUACUUUGACCUUGUUGCGCAGGAUAGAACAUACCACUUUAUGGCUGAAACAGAGGAUGAAGCAGAAGAGUGGAUAUCUGUUCUUAACAACAGUAAGAAGUUUGCCCUAGAAGCCGUCUUCAACGAAGGGUCUUCCCCUUCAGAGCUCACCAAUAGAGGGCUUCAGGAUCUCACACAGAGUAUUGUUCAAGAGGUCAAGAGGUUACCUGGUAACAACGUUUGUUGUGAUUGCACUGCAGCAGAUCCACAGUGGUUGUCUACUAACCUAGGUAUCCUAACGUGUAUAGAAUGUUCAGGUGUACAUAGAGAGAUGGGUGUCCACAUAUCUAGAGUACAGUCAUUAGAACUUGAUAGGCUUAGCACGGCACAACUACUGCUUGCAAUAACUGUAGGGAAUGAAGAUUUUAAUGAGGUUUAUGAAGCCAAAUUAGAAGGGAACAAACCCACUCAUACCAGCUCCAUGGAUGCAAGGAAAGAGUUCAUAAGAGCAAAGUAUGAGAAGAAGAAAUUUGUUCUGAAGACUGCUGCACAGCCCAGUCAGCUGUUGUUUGACCUUCGGCAGGCUGUUCUUCUCUCUGAGAUCAUACAGGUUUUAAGGGUCUUUGCGGAAGGUGUGGAUCUUGUUGCUCCACUUCCAAAUACGGCUGGUAAUAAGACUGCCUUACAUCUAGCAGUCGAGCAGCAGGAUGAUGUCAAUCUCCACAUAGUAGAUUUCAUCAUUCAGAACACGACUGUGAUUGACCAGCAGAUGACCGAUGGUAACACCCCUCUUCACCUGGCUGCUAAGUAUGACAAGGUGGAGUGUGUAAAGUUACUGCUACGAGGAAGUGCAAAUAUAGAAAUAUUAAAUAAAGCAAAGGAGUCGGCCUUAGACAUUGCGAUAAAUAAUGGCAACACCCAAUGUGAGGACCUACUACGUGCUGCUACAUCAGGCAAGGUCACACAGUGUGAACAUGUGGAGUUCUGCUGGGGCAUGAUGGGUAAUGAGGAUGGCGUAGACUUCAGUGACGACGAUCUGGAUGAUCGGGAGAAGAAGCCGUUACAGAGUCCAAGAAGACCCAAUAGCAGACCGCAAACGUUGCCAAAUUCACCUGUUAGCUCAAUGUCAAAGUCAUCAAGAGAUCGCUUUUCAGACAUGCUGAUGGCUAAUGUAAACAAAGGAGACCAAAGCUCGACAGAUAAACUCAGAAUGCCGCCCCCUCCAGUCCCACCUAGGAGAAGAAGCCAUAGGAGAGGCAGGAGAGCGGCGAGUGUCAAGAAAAAAGCGCCCCCUCCCCCUAUGGAUUUAGGCCACAAGAGAACUUCGUCCGAUCCUCAUGCUUUCAAUAGCACGCCCCCUAAGCCACCUGAAAGGAUCACAUCUAUACGUGACCAGGCUAAAUCUUCAGAUUCCUCUUCCUCUUCAUCAUCUUCCGCUCCGCCUCCGAUUCCAAAGUCAAAUAGUCAGGUUGAGCAGAUGAAACAAUUCCUUGCCUGGGAAAAUAGACGAGCUUCAUACUCCCACUCCUACGGCCGCUGCUCAAGACCAGAGUUAUUACCACGGCCACCGAGUGUUGACAGCCCUCCAGCAAUUCCACCAAAGAAAUUCCAGACAACUGACAGCAAUGGGACAUUGGGUGCAAGUAGCAGACCCAGCUCCCAGGCCAGCUUCCAUUCUAAUAGUAGACCAAACAGUCAGCAAGAUCUACCGACCACACCCAGUAGUAGGUCACAGAGUCGUCAUGGUAGUUCUACCGACGAUGCAUCCAGUAGUAAGAGUGGUAGUAGCGGUCCACCAACUCCAGCCCCAAGGGUUCCAAAGACGAGACCGAAGAGAGUGCGGGCGCUGUAUGAUUGUCAAGCCGAUUAUCAAGAUGAACUCACGUUUGAAGAAGGCGAGACUAUAGUAGUGACAGGGGAGGCUGAUGCAGAGUGGUGGAUCGGAGAGAUAGAAGGCAAACCAUCACGGAGAGGGGUGUUUCCUGUGUGCUUUGUUCAUGUUCUUGAAUGACGAAUGCUUGCCACUUCCAGUCCCAUGCACUCCAAUCUGCGUAGUCUUCUUCCUUCACAUUGGUCCCACCCACUACAUUUGAUGUCAUAUAUUGCAUAGUAUACAUACAGAAUUACCUGAACUCGGUAGACUAAUUUAAUAUGCAUUCAAUGUGGAAGAGAGUAAGUUUCAAAAUUUAAUCUUGUCACAACACAACUCUCAAAUUGUGUAUUUUCCUAGAUCUACAUGUAGUGGAGAAUCUUUGACUGUCAUGAAUGAGUGCUAGAAACUUGAAUCAGUCUAGAAUUUGAAUCAGUAAUAUUUGUAUACACAUUAUAUUUUUGGACUAGAAAAUAUCUUUCACACGGAGUUGACUGUAGUGACUUUUUUUCAUAUUUGGGAAAUGUGUUCCAACCAAAUCUUUCACCAGUACCAAAAAUAUGACAUUCUAUUCUAUGUUGUCUUUUUUUUAAGAAUCGCAAUCAUGUAGUUUUAUUUCUAUUAGGCAACUAGUCCCUCUUAUCCAUAAUCGUGUUUGAACUAAUGUGUUAUAUGUAGAAUUCAUCAAGUUGGACUUUCAAACUGCUCUUUGAGUGAUGACAGGAAUUUGUUUGUUAGUAUAUAUGUUUAAUAUUUGGGUCUCAUCCCUUUAUUAAGAAAUCAUGAGAUUGGCCAUAUUGAUAAUGAUUGUAAUAUAAUAUCUCCAAUAUUUGUGUCUCAUGAGUCUUUUGAUGCCGAUGCCAUCAGUUUUUCAUGUUUGAAAUCAAAACAAUAUUGUCUUUAUUUCUCUUGAUAAAUGGUAACAAUCUAUUUCUUUUAAAAUCCACUCCAUUUUCCAUGAAAAUGAAAGGAAUGCCUUUAAUUGGGGGAAAAACUGUCAUAAUAAUAGUAAUAGUAAUGAUGAUAGCACUAAUAAUAACAAAGAUGGAAAUAAGGAUACUUAUAGAAUUAUGAUAUUGGUAAUGAUUUUAAUGAUAAUAUUCAUUUUGUUAAUGAUAAUGAUUAUGAUAAAGAUGCAUGUGUCAUGUGUUUUUACCCCAUACCAGCUUAGUAUUUGCUUCAGAUAUACUCAACAUGUGAGCCUUGAAAUCAAGCUUUAUUGCACUUCCCGCUGGUUGGUAUUCUGUAGUGCCAGGUUAUAUGUGAACAAAUAUUGUGGUUCUGUGCAUUGGUAUACAGAAAAGCUCAAUUAAAUUUUGCUUUCCAGAUGAAGAAUUUUAAAAACAAUCUACAUGAAAAAGUAUCAGACAAAAUAUUUGAAACUGAAUACUAGAAGUUUAGUUCACAUUUUUGUGAUUUAUUUGCCUGAAAUUUUGCUGCAAAACUUUUAACAUGCAAUCAGAAUGUAUAACCACAGGUUGAAAGCUAUGCCAAAGCAAUUAUUGAAAAUUGGCCCAAUGUUUGCUCUAGACCCUUCGGUUUCCUCGGUUUCAGUAAGUAAUAAUUUGAAAAUUGUUUUGAAAUUUAGAAUUUAUGAUUUGUAAAAAAAAAUCAGUAUUCAAACUAUUUUUUUGAUACCAACACAUGUAAUCUCAACUCGAUUCACCCAUGAUGACAUCAUAGAAGUCAGGCCAGUAUAAAAGAAGAUUAAACGCCCAUUUUAAAGGCAAGCAAAUUUGAAAAAAAAAAUCAGCUGAAAUCCAGUAAAAAUACAUGAUACUUGUUUCCUCCUUGUUCUUGCCUGUGUUCUGUUGUUCAAGCUUCCUCUAUGGUCUUUAUGAAAGAAAGAUUGAAUUCUUUAUAACAGAUUUUCAUUGUGUAAGCUGCAAUAUGAGAAAGUUAGUCAUUGGAGACGUCUAUGAAUGACAACUUAUGAUUAAUACAUAUGCCAACUGUACAAGUUACGUGUCAUGGGUCACGUACAUGUAUAUGUGGAGGAUAUUUUCUGUUAGCAUUAGGUAAAGUGCAUUUAUGUGUGGGGGGGGGGUCACGGUCUAGUGGUCAUGACUCUCAUCUUUCAAUCUGAGGGGUGUCGGUUCGAUUUGCAGCCAUGGCAAGUAUUCUUUCAGCAAGAAAUCUACCGAAAUUGUGCUGCACUCAAACCCAGGUGAGAUGAAUGGGUACCCUGUAGGAAAGAUUUCCUCUAAUGCUUGAGUGCCUGUAGCCAGCACAGUUAAAUGUCAAGUCCACCUCAAAAAAAUCUUGAUUUGAAUCAAUAGAGAAAAAUCAGACAAGCACAAAGCUGA